Molecule: messenger RNA, 1867 nt
Organism: Cherax quadricarinatus
Lineage: Eukaryota; Metazoa; Arthropoda; Malacostraca; Decapoda; Parastacidae
Source: RefSeq, a predicted model, not a curated record
CGCACCCCAAGAAAGAUCGACCCUGCCAGCUACAAACAACAUGUGGAGCUUCAUUUAGGGUACCAGACUGUGACAGGACUACAACUCCUCUCUAUGAAUAAACCAAAGGAUGACAAACGCUAUUUUUAUUGUUCUAAGAAUAUAAAGUUUGAUGUUGAGUAUGAGGAGAACAUGAACCAUUCACAGUGUUGUUUUCCAAGAAGACCUAUGUUACAGAAACAACCUCCCAAGCAGCAGCGGUCUAUGUCAACCAGCUCAGAGGCAUCGCCUGACUCCUCACACAACUGGCUGCUACCCACAAUAGGAGUAAUGACAGUGCUGGCUGCCAUUGUGGCAGUGAGCCUUAUGGCCAGACUUCGGGGUAAACCUUGAUGAACUUGCUCAACUUGCAGCUAAAAAUAACAGUUCAGUGCAUCAAGUGCAUCACAGUCACUUGGCAGAAUUUAUAGGUUGGUUAUACAUAUUUUACGAAACGCUAAACUACGGUUGUUUACAGAAAGGAAUGGCCGAAGCUUCAUCCUCCAUCCACUGAUUGCAGUCCAUACUCUGUCCAUAAUUUAUUGAUAAUUAUAAACAGGGAUUUUGUAUUCAAUUUCUUAAGAAUUUUUUGGCAGAAUAUGUACAUAAUGUUUUUUUAUAAUUAAAAUAAUUCUAAAUACUGUAGUACAUGUGUUUGUAAGCAUGUGGGUGCUGAUGAGCUCAUAGGAUUGAAAUAUGUAUCUCAAGCAGGCUAGUUAAUUAGCUUUAUUUAGACAGACAUUGUCACUUAUUGGUAAGUGUUUGGAAGGUAAAAAAAACUGCUUGGUUUUAGUGAAAGAAAACCAGUGUCUAAGUCCUUAUACCAUUCUCUUAAUGGUUCUGGGGAUUAUCUUCCCUAGGUCCUGGUCUCAGGCCAGGACCUAGGUUGGAAAGAAAAUAUUACAGGAUCAGAAACUUUUAAGCACAUAGGAAAGUAAACGUAUGUGUAUAUUGAAUGCAAGUUGAGACGUUUAUAAGAUUGACCUGUCAUCUUGCGUGUUCAAGGAAAGUAAACGUAUGUGUGUAUUGAAUGUAAGCUGAGACGUUUAUAAGAUUGACCUGUCAUCUUGCGUGUUCAUGAGGCAGUGAUUGGUAAUCUUGCUAUAGUGCAAAACACUUAAGGUUUCCAUUUCACACUCAUAUGACAGGACAGUAGUUCCUCAGUGGAAGGUUGCUGCCUACCAACUUAAUAUUUUACGAGUUGCCAAGAUAAUUAUCUAUUAGUGUCUUUGGUAUAUUUCCUUCUGUUGGUAGAAGCAGAGUAUUCUGUUCACUGCAGUGAACAGAAUACUCUGCGCUAAUUAAAUUAUAUAAUUUACCUCACCUUGCAAUUGCAGAUACCUUUUACUGCUUGAAGUUUUCAGAUUAUGAACUUCAAACAUAUGUCUUAAACCUAACUCCUAAUUUAAAUGUUCUCUGUGGUAAACACUUGGUACCUUAUUGCCACUACUACUAUUAAAAAGUUUAAAUCAUUGCUAUAUUUACAAAUAACCUGCACAUAGGAGAGAGAAAAGCAUACAAUGAUGUUUCAGUUGGACUUGGCUCAUUUACAGUCACAGUGUGACUUUGUAAAUGGUCCAAGUCGGACUGAAACAUCGUUGUAAGCUUUUCUCUCUCCUAUGUGCAGGUUAUUCGUGUAUUCUAGUCACGGUAUUGUGCCUUUUUGUUCUUAAGUUCUGUAUCAAUUUGCAAGGGAUACCAAGUGCAACAAUCACAUGAAACCAACAAACUUUGAUAGGCUAAAUACUGAAGACAAGAUACCACAAGAUACUUCUGCUUCUACAAUUGCAGUAGGUGAUCAUAUGCCAGUAUAUAUAUAUUUAAAAGAAUAACUCGAAAUAAAGAAGAA